UGGAUUAUACCUCGCAUGUAAACGCUGUUAAUUCUUCUUUGUGGAUUUUCUUUUCUUUUUUUUGUAAUUGAAGAUAUAGAGCAUGUUAACUACAUAAGAGCAUGAAAAUAACUCUGUCUGUAAACAAAAUAGAUGAUUAUGUCGGAGAGAAUUUCAUUGAUGGAAGAUGAUUCACAACGCUACUUUAUUCAGUCUGUGUGUGUUGAUCAUGAAUGGUGUGUUUGGUGAUACAGAUGUACUUAAGUCAGUAUCAGUGUCUGAGGGAGAUUCUGUCUCUUUACACACUGAUGUUACUGAAGUACAGAGAGACGAUCAGAUUCUGUGGAUGUUUGGACCUAAAGAGACGAGAAUAGCACAAAUCUAUAAGAACAGCAUUGAUAUGUAUGACAAUAAUGAGGCAUUUGGUGACAGACUCCAGAUGGACAAUCAAACUGGAUCUCUGAGCAUCAGAAAAAUCAGAACUGAACACUCCGGACUUUAUAAACUACAGAUCAUCAGCAACAGAGGAACUUCAUACAAGAGAUUCAAUGUUUCUGUCUAUGCGCUUCUUCCCAUUCCCAUCAUCAUCAGAAACUCUUCUCAAUGUUCUUCAUCUGAAAGAUCAACAAAUCACAGUUGUUCACUGCUGUGUUCAGCUGUGAAUGUGAGUGCUGUGACUCUCUCCUGGUACAAAGGAAACAGUUUAUUGUCCAGCAUCAGUGUGUCUGAUCUCAGCAUCAGUCUCUCUCUACCUCUGGAGGUGAAAUAUCAGGAGAACAACAUCUACAGCUGUGUGAUCAACAAUCCCAUCACAAACCAGACCACACAUCUCAACAUCACUCAACUCUGUCACACAUGUGCAGAAUGGUUUCUUCUAAAUAAAGUUCUUGCUGCAUCUGUGUCUGCUGUAGUUCUGGUUGUAGCUCUCGUGAGUGUGAUGUACUUUCUCUACAGGAAACGCAGAAGGGUGGCACAAAAAAGAAAUGGUAAUACAGUGAAAACAGUCCAGACAGAAGAUGAAGAGAUACAAUAUGCUGAAACUGGAUUUUUUAGACAAAAUGAACAAAAAAAGAAAGCUAAUGGGACAGAUGACACAAUAUACUCCAGGAUUGUCAUGCGACACUGAUCAAACUGUUGCAUUUACGUUGUCUGGAUUUGUCUACUAACCAGGCAUUCGAUUAGAGGAGAGGAAGAUGAAGAACUCAAACCCCUGAAAGUCUAAAAUCAUUCAGGAAGCAAAAGCAUAAACUUGGUUUGAGGACGUCCCCUGGUGGUAGAAAUAUGUCUA
Molecule: messenger RNA, 1267 nt
Organism: Carassius carassius (crucian carp)
Lineage: Eukaryota; Metazoa; Chordata; Actinopteri; Cypriniformes; Cyprinidae
Product: signaling lymphocytic activation molecule-like
Exons: 6
Coding region: 167-1105 (312 amino acids)
Source: RefSeq, a predicted model, not a curated record